Molecule: messenger RNA, 1543 nt
Organism: Cygnus olor (mute swan)
Lineage: Eukaryota; Metazoa; Chordata; Aves; Anseriformes; Anatidae
Gene: MMAA
Product: metabolism of cobalamin associated A
Exons: 7
Coding region: 237-1475 (412 amino acids)
Cellular component (GO): cytoplasm
Molecular function (GO): GTPase activity; GTP binding
Source: RefSeq, a predicted model, not a curated record
CGUGCCCGGCGGUUCCGUCUCGUCCUGAGGCCGUCACUUCCCCGGGGCGGGGCCGCGGUCUGAGGCGAGCCCCGGCCCACGGGAGCCGGCGGCGGCAGCGAGCGCGGCGGGCGGCGCUGAGAGGCUGCCGAGGGCAGAGCCAGUCCCCAGCAGCGGGUUUGAACCCCCGGCGUCCGCGGAGGGUCUAUGCAAACAGAAGUGAACUGAUACCUCUGGAGCGUUUAAUUCCAAGCAAGAUGAAGAUCCCCUAUGUACUGCUGAGGUUUCCUCAUUGUUAUCUCUUUAGAAGAAUGUAUUUCAAGAACUUUCACUGCACUUCCAGAUCAGAUUUCCCGUGCAUUGAGUCUCUCACGCCAGUGCGCCAGUAUCAUACAAAAUGGAUGUGUUCAUCAGAGGGUUUGAAGAGAGAUCUGUGUCACCAAGCUGUCCCUGACCAGCAAGCAGAGGGACUCUCUGACAGAGAAAACAGACUCAUAGACAGACUUUACAAUGGACUCAUCCAGGGCCACAGAGCCUGUUUAGCUGAAGCCAUUACACUUGUAGAAUCAACUCAAGCUAGGAAAAAGAAAGUAGCCCAGGUGCUCCUUCAGAAGGUAUUAUCCUACCGCAGGGAACAAGAAAAGUUAAAUCAAGGAAAACCACUUGCCUUUAGAGUGGGGUUGUCUGGUCCUCCUGGUGCUGGGAAAUCAACUUUCAUAGAGUGCUUUGGGAAAAUGCUUACAGAAAGAGGACACAAAGUGUCGGUGUUGGCUGUAGAUCCUUCUUCUAGUACAAGCGGUGGUUCUCUGUUGGGUGAUAAAACACGGAUGACUGAGUUGUCAAGAGACAUGAAUGCAUACAUCAGACCAUCUCCAACCAGAGGGACGUUAGGAGGUGUAACAAGGACCACGAAUGAAGCCAUUCUGCUCUGUGAAGGAGGAGGCUACGAUGUUGUUCUUGUGGAAACAGUAGGUGUGGGACAGUCAGAAUUUGCUGUGGCUGAUAUGGUCGAUAUGUUUAUAUUACUGCUGCCACCUGCAGGUGGAGAUGAAUUACAGGGUAUCAAACGGGGUAUAAUUGAGAUGGCAGAUCUAGUAGCUAUAAAUAAAGCUGAUGGUGAUUUAAUUGUGCCUGCGCGGAGAAUACAAGCUGAAUAUGUUAGUGCUAUGAAGCUGCUUCGCAAGCGUUCAAAGGUUUGGAGACCAAAGGUAAUGCGUAUCUCUGCCAAAACUGGAGAAGGUAUCUCAGAUAUGUGGGAUAAAAUGACAGAAUUCCGUGACCUCGUGCUCACGAGUGGUGAGCUGCUUGCCAAACGACGGAAACAGCAGAAAGUGUGGAUGUGGAAUCUCAUCCAAGAAAAUAUGUUGGAACAUUUCCGGAGUCACUUGGCAGUCAAGGAUAAGAUUCCACUUUUAGAAGAAAAAGUUCUUAGUGGUGUCUUGUCUCCUGGGCUGGCAGCUGACCUGCUGCUGAAAGCAUUCAAAGAUGGUCUCUAAACACUGUAGUAUACUGUGUUCUUGCUACAUUCUUCAUGUAAACAUAAACAUUAAAUACAGUUUUUCUA